AUGGUGCACUGGUUGUUCUUGUUGUGCAUAUUUUAUGGGGCUUUCAACUUUAUGCAGGUAAAGAAAAGGGCACUGCAGAGAAGGGUUUGUGAUCUUUGCCAUCCCACCCUGGAUAACCGUGGUCCUGUGAUCUACAUGGACAACUGUUUUAGCAGCAUUGCCCUUAGCAAAACACUGAAAGGCUUUGGAAUUUACACUUUGGGAACUCUACGCUCAAAUAGAUUGGGAUAUCCAAAAUGCCUCACAGAUAAACCUUUGCUCAAGACAUUGAAACGGGGAGACUAUCACUCCGCAACUGCUGAAGGGAUAACAGUAACUGUCUGGAAGGACACAAAAGAUGUUUCCUUUCUGUCAAAUGUGCAUUCUUCUACGGGACAGGAUAAUGUGUCAAGAAAGAAACAAGGUGGAUCAGUUGUUGCAAUAACUGCUCCACCUGUUGUAAAGGAUUACAACAAGAAUAUGGGUGCUAUCGACAAAAAUGAUCAACUAAAGAAAACAUAUGCCAUUGAUCGCAAAUCAAAGAAAUGGUGGAUGCGCAUAUUUUUCCAUCUUUUAGAUAUUUGCAGACUCAAUUCAUUGAUGUAUCAGCAGUGUUAUCUGAGUUGGAACAGUGGCCCUGUGGAGGAGGAUGUAGCCCCUUUGAUGGACCAGAAGUCAUUUACUUCUAAACUGGUCGAAUCCCUUUGUGGAACAUACACAUCACACAAACUCUAUGGCCGCCCUUCUUUGUCACCCAGUUCCAUAUCUCUUCGUGCAUUGGGCCAUGAGUCAGUAAAUGUGGUCAAAUGUGGAAAAUUGAAAAGAGGGAGAUGUUGUGAGUGCUCAACGGAUACACACAAAAAAAGAGCCAGAGUGGAGACUGUCUAUGGCUGCCUACAUUGCAAUGUUAGUUUGUGUUGUGAUAAAUGCCAUGACCUUUAA
This is a messenger RNA of Stylophora pistillata, 921 nucleotides long. Its product is annotated as piggyBac transposable element-derived protein 4. The record is from RefSeq and is a predicted model, not a curated record. NCBI's taxonomy places the organism in Eukaryota, Metazoa, Cnidaria, Anthozoa, Scleractinia, Pocilloporidae.